AUGUCUGCGCGAUAUCCCCAAUCGUCAGGGUUUAACCCCCGUGAUCGUUCCCCUUCACAACGAUUCAAUGAUCGUCGACCCCCAGCCGGCCCUCGUGGCUCUGAUGAUGCAAAUCUACCCAUAGGACGAGAGCCGCCCAGAGGGCCACGGGCUCUAGUUGACCACCAUCCUCGAGUCAAUUCUUUCGGUAGAGGUCGAGGCCAUGGCCGUGGAGAAUUCCGUGAAAGGGAACGCGAUCCUCGUGGUGACCGUGAGAGAGAACGCGACCGAGAUUUCCGAGAUCUCCGCGACGGCCCGCCGCCAUAUCGUCGCGAGAUUGAGCGCGAAUGGAAUCGUCGCCCCCAUGAUUUUGAUGUGAGAGAGCCCCGCGGUGCCUUCGGCCGACGUUCGCGUUCGCCUCAGCAGCCUCGCGACUUCCGUGAUAUGAGAGAUCCCCCAGGCCGAGAGCCUGAUCUCGUGCGAAUGCGCCGUGGUUCCAGAGACAGUAUGAUGUCGGGGUCCUCUGCAGUUCCUGAUGGUCCUCCGCCCGUUGGCCAUCAUUCUCGCCCUGGUCCGAUCCGCGGAAGGGGAACUCGUGGUCGGAUGCCGUAUAUGGAUGAUCGCGAAUCCUUCCGCCGCCGGAGUAGGUCACGCGACCCAAGAUGGGACCGGGAUCGAGACCGCGACCGCGACCGCGACAGAGACCGACCGCUUGACCGUGAUCGUGACCGAGAGCGCAUCAUCGUGGAUCGAGAUAGAGACCGAGAUAUUCGGGACAUCGAUAGACGCGAUAGGGACCGUGAUUUGGAUCGCCGAGAUAGAUUCGAUCGCCGUGACGAAUUAGAUCGCCGCAUGGACCGUGACGAGCGAGGCAGGCCCGCAGUUUUUGGGAAGCGAGAUCGUCCACCAAGUCGGAACGAGAACCGGAAUCCCAGCAUUUCGUCCCUACCAUCUACUGCACCACCACCACCACCACCACCAUCAGUUCACAAUGGAGCUGCAUUGGCGGACAGGAUAACUGACCCGGUGAACGUUGAACCCCCUAGAAAGUCGUCCGCAGCAGAGCCCUGGCGUGAGAUGGAGCGACUGGACUCCUUACCCUCUCGACCGGAUACCGCAAAGGAAUUUAUACCCCCUGUUCCGAAACGCGCCACACCUCCCGCAGCUCCUCAGGUCCCAGCUUUUGGCUCAGUGACUGCGCCUAUCCCUGAUAUAGCGUCAGAGAAGCCUUCAGUCGAUGCACUUUCAGUGGCCCCGUCUCUGCCCGGAGCUGAGAAAGAACGCCAGGAACCGCCAGCGAGACCCCAAAUGCUCCCGCCAACGGGGCCGCGAGCGGAUCGUGGUCCGCCUCAUCACGUAUUGGAGCAGCGCGCUCGCCGUGAUGAAGCCAAGCGUGACGAGGCUCCUGAUCCCCUUGCGAAGCCAGAGAGUCCGGUGCGAUCAUUCAAGCAGCCUCAACCAUUAUCGGCCGGUUUGCAAAAAUCAGCGGAACUUUCCCCACCAACUGCUCCAGCUGCCAUGGUUGCCAAGGACGGUACGAUCACCCCUGAGUCAUCGCCUAGCAAAGUAGGCUCAUCCGCAGUCUUUGCAGACGCAGGACGGGGCGCCCACUCAGUGGGACGAUCCGCGUCGCCGGGAUCGCUCACUUCACCUCGCAUGCAUUCGGCGAGUAUUCCUACUGGUCCCCGGGCACUUCAACAGCGGCCCCAACCGUCUCGCGGACCUGCCAAAGGUAACAAACAAUGGGUUCGUCCUGGAUAUAAUCGUCCACAUUUUGCGACAAGUCCGACAUUACCACCAAAGAGGGAUUCAAUUGAUAUCAAGGACAGGAGCUCGUCUUUCGGCGAAGAAGUUAAGCGAGAUAUGAAAACGGAAGUUGAUGAGCAGCUGCCGAGCCCAAAUGCGAAUAGACCUGCCGUUGAAAAAGAUAGGGCUGCGCUCAAAGAGAAAGAGAAUAUUCCCGCUCCCGAAUCGUCCCCAAAGCCGCCUAUAGAACCAGCUACGAAACCCCAAGACCGCUCGCCUAGCCCUCCCCAGGUACAGGCGGUAUCACCUAAACCCACCGAAGACAAGAUGGAGGAUGUCAUUCCAGACUUUGGGAGGUCUAGUGAUGAAGAGGAGGAUGAGAAUGUGUUCACACAGGAAUACUUGGAAGAAAGAAAGCGAAUCUUUGAGAAAGACAUGCAAAUCCUCCGUGCUGAAAUGCCUACCUCGCCUCUGGAAGAUCCGACCAUCGUCGCAUUACUUAUGCGAAUCCAACUUCUAGGGAUGAUUGCAAAUGAGACUGAGCCUGAAAAGGCCCAGGAGCCUACGGCUCCAACGGAUGAUGUUGUUGAAGAGGAAGUGCAGGCCACUCCUCAGGAUAAUGACUUCGGCAAGAAGACCGAGGAGCAGGAGUCUUCCACAAAGCUUGUUCUGGAUUCGCUCCCAGCAGCGGUGUCUGUAGCGAAUCUUCCAUUUCUACAAUCUGGCCCUCCUACGCCCGUGUCCGACCUCGAUGUAUACCAAGAGAAUACUUCCACGCAUGAUCGCAUAAAGGCGAUUUUGCGUGAGGAGUUGAUUGACCACCGCAAGGCCGUAGCUAAGAAAAAUGCGGAGCUGCGGAUGCAAUGGUUGGAAAAAUACAAACAAUGGAGAUUAAGUGUGUGGGAGAUGGACCGUGCCAAAGAGAAGGAUAAGGCCUCUGUGACCCCAGGGCUUACCCCUCCUCCUGCACCGACCGCACCAGUAACGCCGAACCCCGUCUUAGAAGGCCGCUCCGAGGGGCGACGCUACAAAGGUAACAGCGAACUGGAUUUUCAAAAUGCUCUCCGUGCGUCUGAGAUCUCUGCUCAGGAGGAGCUCGCGCGGCGUCGCGAGAAUAAGGCUACUGCGUAUCCAGAUCUCACUCGUGAGGCGGUGAUUCCGGACAUGCUUGAACCUCGGGAAGCCAAAGCCCUCAUAUACAAAGAUACAAACAACAUUGUUGAUCCGUCUCGUGCCAUGGAGGUGUUCGGCUUCCUACCACCGCCAAAUGAUUUCACGCCUGAGGAGCACGAAACGUUCACCGAUGCUUUUAUGGCCCACCCCAAGAAAUGGGGAAAGAUCGCAGAAGCGUUACCUGGGCGGGAUUUCAAACAGUGUAUCAUUCACUAUUAUCUGACCAAGGAAGAAAUCAAGUACAAGGCCAAGUUGAAUAAGCGAUGGAGUCGCCGUGGGCGUGCUAGAAGAUCUGCAAGGGCUCCUAAAUCGAAUGCACUUAUGGCCGACCUGGGCGUCGUCAAACCUGACUAUGACGGUGAGGAGGAGCCCACACCUGUUACCGACACCGGCCGCCCGCGUCGUGCAGCUGCUCCGACAUUCGGUGGAGAUAAUUCUGCGGAUACGGAGCAGAGUGCCAGCGGACGUCGGGGUAAUGCCGCAAAAGACAGUGAAACGGGCGAGAAGCCUUCGGGAAGGCGGGGAGCACGCGGAGGGACUGGCGCUCGCGGUGGCCGCAGAGGUAAGGCAGCUCAGCAGCAGCAGCAGCAGCAACAACAACAACAACAACAACAGCAGCAGCAGCAGCAACAGCAAGCCUCAGUGCCACCACAGCAAGAUCAGCCCAACCUAACGACGCCGACUGUAUCGACCAUCUCGGUACCAACUACAGCAAUCACACCAAUGGCUGCUAUUGCAAAUUCCGAUGUCCCGGAGAUGGGUGCGGAAGCGGAUGCUGAUGCUGGUGUUGUGAGGUUCAAGGACCAACUAGAGGAUGACCGUGUCGAGAUGCCCCCACGUUCAAAGUCUGGCAGGGGUCGCCCUAAGGAUGCGGUAUAUGCUUUCGAGCCUUCAGAAACAGAGAGCACGACAGUCACCCCUGUCAAUGGCUCCGUCCGGUCGGCGGAGAUGAGCUACAACACGCCACCGACGACCAGCUAUUGGUCGGUUCCUGAGGUCCGCGAUUUCCCAUUGCUCCUAGCACACUUCGGCAGGGACUUUGAAGGUAUUUCUAAUUUCAUGAAAACGAAGUCUACACAAAUGCGGAGAAUUCUGUUUCUGACUAUUCAUUGUCAUAUUCAGGUCAAAAACUACUUCCAACGACAAAUCGAUCAUGGCAAGAAGGAGCUUGAGGAGAUUGUUGCGGAUGCGGAGAGCAAAAAGGCCCGGGGUGAACCUCCGAACCCGUUGCCAAUUCAAAACUUCACGUCUAAACGUCGGUAUGAAGCGACGCCUUCGGCCGUUAGUAUGUCCAGGCCUCUUGCGCCACUUACGGAGGCGACCCCGGAGUUGGACGAGAACCGUCUCGCGCCCACUGCCAGACACACUGCAAUGCCUUCGCAGCCAAUCUCCCUACACUCUCGUCCUCUUCACGAGCGGGAGCGUAGUGUUUCUCGAUAUCCACCGCUCGCGCAAGCCAGCAGUGCCCCAAUAGUUCCUCAGUCACCCGCAAUGUCGGUGGCCGACGAGUCGUCCCGGACGAUCCAUACCCAACCUGGGUUGCCGCCGCGAAUGCAGGGGCCACGCUUAGGUUACUUCGACGAGAGGCCGCCGACUGUGCUAUCCCAUGCAAGUUCCCGAACUCUUGAUCAUCCCUUAUCUUCACGGCAAGUUGCUGUGUCUGCGCCAGAUAUGACGAGGAUGGAGCCGCUGUCCAGUCAAGGGUUCAGGGGCGUAGAUGUGCACGGAUCGCCUUUGCUGUCUAGCCAAAGUUCAACAGCUCCGCCACAACCCUACCUACAACCUUUGGCACAGCCCCACGCUCAGACGCCAUCGCUUAUGUCUCAUGGCUCGCACUCACGCCAGCCUAGUUUGACAAAGCCUCCAAACUCCCCACUUCAGGGUCUUGGAAGGCACGAGUCAGAGAUGUCCCAUAUUCGACGCGAUUCCUUGGGCCAGAGGUCUUUCUAUCCGCUUUCUGUGCAUCACGUUGUGGCUUCGCAGCCACCUCCCGUCAUGUCCCCGUCUCGAGAUCCUCUCCGCACGACUUUGAACCCGGUUGAACCCCCUGAACCUCCUCGCCAGGUGCCUGCCAAGCGAUCUAACAUUAUGAGUAUUCUAAACGAUGAACCCGAGGAGCCACAACCUAGAAAGCGGUUCGCAAGCGAUCAGGCUUCCUCCGUCACUGGAACUGCUGUUGGCUCUCCCUCGCGGCCUGUGUACACUGGAGGAUCUUCACUUCCGCAGUCAAUUCGACAAGAAGAGCCCAUACUCUCGACUUCUCAGCAAAAAGGUCCAUCUUAUCCUCAACAAAGUCCCUAUCUGCCGCCUUCGCGCCCGUAUUCCGAGUAUCCCUCUUACAACUCAACGACGGCGACAUCGGGAACUGCUGGGAACACUGAUUGGCUAGGUCGAUUCGAUCCUCGAGGUCAACAGCAAUCCCAACAACCAUCCUCGGCUCCUCCGCCGCCCAGCAGCCGUCCACCUACAACUCUGGCCUCACAACCCCCAUACUCACCUUUUGCCUCUGGUCAAAUCUCGUCUAGUCAGCUAUCAAAUCUCAAUGCUCCGUCCCCUGUGCCAACACCGCCUCCGGUGCCGGCUUCUCAGCGGCAGCCAUACCCUGCUUCUGUUUACGCGCCAUCACCAGCGCCACAUCCCCAGGCUACGAGCGCGGGAUCACGUGAUGUGUCUUCUCAGGGAUCCAUGUACAGGUCUGGCAUUAACUCCCCAACAUUGCGGAGUAAUCAUGUCACAUACCCAUCGCGUUCGGGGCUCUCCUCGACAUCAUCGUAUGGUUCGGCAACACAGACAGUGCCGACUUCUGGACAUAUGCCAGGCACGCCUCAACAACAUUCAAGUGGGCCUCCGGCAUAUCAGCACAUGCAACCCCUGGUCGCACAUCAGCCUCAGCCUCAUCGACCGCACAUGGGCCUAGCCGGAGCACACUACGGUCGCAGCACGCCGCCGCCGCAAUCACAAGCGUCCAGAAUGCCGCCUCUAGCGGGUCCCGGAUCCCAACAGAUAGGUCGUUCCUACACCCCUCCGGUAAUGCUGCAGCCGAACUCGUCAGGUGGGAUGGCCUAUGCACCAAGUGGGCCUGUGGGUUCCCACCCUCUUGGAGCACGGCCGGCGGGACCUGGCUCUCUGAGUGAAUCGAUGUCUGGGCCGCAUGGAGGCUCGGCUCAUAAUCGGGUUUACAGUCAAGGAUCGAAUCCGUUUCCCGGACCGUUACCGUCUCAGCAUUCCAGUCGGUGA
This is a messenger RNA of Aspergillus nidulans FGSC A4, 6135 nucleotides long. RefSeq names its product MYB DNA-binding domain protein. The transcript is spliced from 2 exons. The coding region runs from base 1 to 6135 and encodes 2044 amino acids. NCBI's taxonomy places the organism in Eukaryota, Fungi, Ascomycota, Eurotiomycetes, Eurotiales, Aspergillaceae. The record is from RefSeq and is a predicted model, not a curated record. Gene Ontology annotation, cellular component: nucleus; protein-containing complex.